GUGGGCGGCUGCAGUGUUACUUUGUGUGGUGGAGUGUCGGAGUUCGAUCGAGAGUGGGAUCGGUGGCUGGGCUAUGGAGCAUGUCCGUGCACCGCUGAACGAGUCCAUAAGACUGAAACUGGAGAACACUAUAUAUUUUAAAAUCUUCAACUUUUGUGAUGACUUCAGAGAUGUCUCACCUCAAUGUGCUAACACAUUAUCUGUUCAGAGAAGGCAUGGCACAUUCAUGACUUUGAACAUGGAGAGUGUUCCCAUAAGUCUUUUUAUUGAAAGUAGAUACUGAACUGUUGAGAUGGCUACCACAUGGUCAGAUGACUUUUGCAACUUCAAUGCAGGUUCCAUCCUGGCUCUUCAGAGGGUCAGAUGUACAACACAGAAACAGACCCUUCGGUCCAUGAAGAUCAUCGUGUUCCUUGCUCCUAUUUCUGCAGUCAGCGUUCUUGAAUCCUAUUAGAGUCUCCUUGACACUGUACAGAACAGUUUUGAUCGCACUGCCUGUUGUGGUAAACCUGUACACACAAGGUGUGACCGAAGUCUGGAGCAAACUGUGCAGUCACAGCCCACUUUUUCUGACAAACCUCGUCAAGCGUCAGACGUGUCAUUUGCUGAGAAACAGUUGGAAUAACUUGAGGAAUUAUCGUGUUACAUCGUAAUUCCUAUGUUGUUGUGCCACAGGAUCUACAAGUGUUAUAAGCUUUGUGCCCAGGACCUUCAACAGCUGCUGACUGGUUAUGAUUUGCCUUUGAGAAGUGAUGAAAUAUCUUGCCUGGAACUGCAACAAUGAAAAUGUACGAUUGCAAGAGGGGAUUCUUGCCACCGUAUCCAAUAUCGAAGCCAAUUCGCAAUGAUGUCACCUACACUGCAAACAGGACAUGUGCGCAUCCAGCAUCUACACCCCAUCAGCCAAAUAGCCACACUAAACCUGUUGAGAAUGCCCUCCAAACGCUCAACCAGAUGAUUGGGACAGUUCAGCCAAUGGCGCAGACGCAGGAGUAUAAAUCUCAACAGAUGCUUUCGGUUGUUAAAGCUAACUCGCAAGCACAAAACACUACUUCAGUCCACCAAGUUGUUUCACAGGCAGCAUCUCAACCUCUUCCAAGGAAAUGGCCGAUCCCAGUCCUUCCCAAAGGUAGUACAGUAACCAGCACAAGAGUACAGCAGCUUGCUGUCAACGGACUUGUAUUGGUGACUACUACAAGCGCUGGCCAAACUGUUCAGACUCCAAAUGCCCACAAAAUCUAUUCAGCGAGGGUAUUACCAGCCUUCAAUCCAGUUUCAGCUAAUCAGAAUGUAGCCCACUCUUCGAAUUUGCUAAUUUCGUUAUCAUCUGCAAAUGGGAGUGUACCUCAAAUAUCAAUGGACCAGACACAAGUCAAUGUUUCUGAACCUCAAGGCAAUGGUAGCUCAAUUCUUGGUUUAAUGGCAAAUAAUGUAGUGAUGUGUGAUGGGCAGAUACAAGGUAAGGUGACUUGUGGCAAGGUAGGUACAGAUAUGAACAAAGUUCCUGAAGGAAUUAUAACCCAGAAUGCCCCCCCUCAACUUGGCCAGAGAAGUUGGCCAGCUCUUACAAAUGGAGCACAAGAAAGAGCUGGCUCUUCCAAUAAUACUCUGCUAGUUUCUGAACAGACAGGGCAAUCCGCUUGUUUGAGUUCACAGCCAACUACACAGCACACUACUAGUAAUUCUUGGUUUGCAUCAGCAAAUUCAAAUGGCCAAAAAAGAAUGGUGCUUGCUCGGGUUACCCCAAUGUCUCAUGACUGGAAGGAUUUGCAGCAAAACUCACGUUCCCUUCAGUCUGCUGACAACUCCAACAUCAAGGACAUGCCUGUGGAAGGCAUUCAGUUGCACGAUAAACUAAGUGAUCAGAAUGGAGAAUUGGAAGAUGCCUGUUCAACUUUGGAAAAAUCUAUUGAAAUGCAAAACCAAUCACCCCUGACAGAAAUAGCGGAACAGAAGAGAGUUCCUCCCCCCUCUCUCAAACCAGAUAUAUGCAGUCAAGAAGAUGUACAUAAUAUUCACUUUUAUUUUACACCUUCGACUAUGAAUGAAGUCAGUAUUAUAACUUCUCAGGUGUCUUCCAGUUUCAAUGCCCAGCAGAAUUUAAUGUCCUCGGGAAAUCUCACUUCAGCUGCUAAUGUAAGCUCACCCAACAGCGCCCCUGUGACCUCCCAGUUGACUGCAUUGUCUGGGCAUUGUAACUUUGGAGUAUCGUCGGUAGGCAGUUCAAAUUCAACCUUGCAGCAGACAGUGACUGCAUCUCCAGCUGAAAUGGGGACUUUGUGUAAUAGUGAACAGCAGAGUACUCUCCCUUUUCCUGGUUCUCCACAUUCUGUAAAUGUGCUGUGCUCGGCAGUCAAUAUAGCAUCUACAAGUGAAGGCAAACAAACAAUUCAGCUUGUUUCUUCAGGUUCUACUCCUUCAUCUGAAGCAUUUCACGCUAGCAACUCAUUGCACUCUGUUUGCCUCGUACCCAGGGAAAGCUCUGGGAAGCAGGCAACCCCAGGCCUUGUACUUGUAGUCCCACCGUCUGUGCUUGUGCAGAAUUGCCAGAAUGUGGAGGCUUCUUCUAUCUGUCGGCCCUCCACAGUAUUAACUGGAGAGGAACACGUGCCAGCGAGACUAACUGAAUGCCAAGGUGAAGCAUCCAGUUUAGUUGCGGGUGCACCUACUCCAGAGUCUGACAAGUCUAACGCUGCUCAGCCAGCAGCUGCCAGUCCAUUAAACCUGACUGGACAACAACAUGAAGAAAUUAUCAGCUCGCUGACCGCCAGCGGAAUUGGGGAACCGGCAAAUGGUGCGAAUAUAUCAGCGGACCCCAGUCAGAAGGCUCCGGCUGAAGUAUUGCCGUCUUCCACUGAGGUCAACGGGAAGAAGAGGAACUUGACUUUGGAUGCAGGGGUAUCAUCGAAAGACUGUGGUUUCCAACACUGCCUGAUACUGUGUGAUGGUCAGGAAAAUGUAACCGAUAGUCCGCCUCACAAAAGGUUCAUGGCUUCUGCUCUGGAGGGUUUGUCAAAGGGUGAAGACAUAUGUAAAAAUGUGCCUCUACCUGAUGAAAAGGAAACGACAAACUCUUCAGAGUUGAUGACGUGCAGUGACAGCUCAGAGAGACCUGAGCUUAUAGUUGAUGAUGAUCAGACUGUUGCCAAAUGUAAUAUAGUUCAGUCUGAGAUCUGUAUCACAGGGGUGUUCUCAUUGGGAGACAAUACCGGGAUGUGGAAGACAGUUGAGCAGAGCUCCCCCUGCCCUGUGGUUGAUCUAACUGGCUCUUCACAAGAGGAAAUGAAUGAUGAGUCUGCAAUAAAAGAAACUGGAGAAUCCAGUUUGAAAGAUCAAGAAGCACAUGAAGAUUGUGAUACUGUGACGGAAAAUCCACAAGUGCCGAGUUCUCCCCUCUCUAAUUUAGAGAGUGAGCGAUGCCCGUCAGUAAAAGAAUCUCCUCAAAUGGGGCAAGUACAAUCGGCAUUGGAAGUCUCGCAGGAAAAACUCCCCAGUCAGCAGACUCCUCAAACUCAUACUAGCCAGGUGAACAUUUUAAUAGAUCUAACUGCAGACAAAGAUGAUUUUACUGAACCUCAACAGAGUCAUUCAGUAUUACCAUCUGAUUGCAAAGAGCAGGAUGAGAAACUGGUUUCUGACCAGAAUGUCACGUCUGUUGAGAUUAAUAAUCCAUCUCCUUUAAAAUUUUCAGGUAGUGAGCCUCAGGGUCUUGAUGAUCUAUUGCAUUCAAUUGACACAGAAAUUGAAACUUUAAUGAACUUCUGGAAUCCUUAUCCUUCCAAAUUUGCACAUGCCAACGCUGCAAAGUCAGCCAACAAACACUACGAUCAACAAAAAAGUGAAAAUUGUGAGAAUAAACUGCUGAGUGUCGCUAUAGAAACUGCGAGUGUUUCCGAAGAAGUGCAAAUGCCAGAUGAGCGUGUGAAAGCUAGCCUGGUUGACAAUUUGGACUGCAGCUCGUCUUAUAAUAUCAAGGUACUUGGACACACUGAGAUCCUGAACCUGCUUGCUGAAAUAGCAAAACCAAAACUAAAUGAGAAGCUGCCUCCAGGAAGUGUAUGGUCUGAAACAUUUGAUCGCUCAGAUGUGAGGCUGAGUGAGGAAAUGCCAGGUAAACCUUCCCAGAAUGCCAGCAGUGACGGUUGGAAGGCUGGCAGUCCCAAGGCAGGGGCGAUGAAGAUUCCAGGUAGACUGUGGGGAGAUCAGAGUCCUACAUUGCAGCCUGUCACCAAUAAGAACAGCUGCGGAAAGAAGGCGAAACGGGAAAGGAAGGAAUAUUGUUGUAUUAAUGCUUGGCUAGCUGCAUCAGGUGUGCUUGGCAUAUACUGCAAUUGUAAAUUAUCGCAAGGCAAUAAAACUGACAACCAGUUAGAUUUGCGACAUGCAAUGCAUGAAAACCAAAAUAGCAGUGAGCCUAGUGAUCCAAAUUGUAUUGGAAAACACAUGGAUGUAGAGGCCACUUUACACAGUGUGCCGGUUGCCACCCAUAGAGGCCAUGCUUUAGAAGUAUCAGAGAGCUGGAAUACUGGGCCCAGAAGCUGCUCCGAUGCUGCUGCUGACUCUAAUCAGGAUGAAGUUUUGAGAGACGUUCAUCAAGAAGUGUGUGUUGUUCAAGCUAUGCAGCAACAGGCUGGUGCAAACAAUACUCGACUAGAAAGCAAUGAAGUGGUAGGUUUCUGUAAGCCAGGCAUUGCACACUUAAGUUCUCUUAGAAUGUCUGAAGAACCGGUUGGAUUACCCUGCAAAGCUGCUGCUCACGAGAAAUCCGAUCGAAAGGAAAGCAAAGACAUUUCCCGAGAUCUGGUUGAAGUUCAACCAGAUAAAGACACGUGGGCUGCUCUGGAACUUGACGAUCAAACGGCAAAUGGGAACAGAGAUCCUCCUUCAGACAUAUUGAGAAAGAAAAUUGGUGACCAAACUGACAAGUGUAACGUUAACCGCCACCUUGGGGUCAAGCUAGGAUUCAAGGUCAUGAAAAGGAAACCUGAUGCUUCUAAUUGCCGGAGUCCACAGAAACAAAGGAAAAGUGAAACUCGGGGAAAGGAAGGAAAAUCUGCCAAGUGCGCUAGUCUGCAGAAGAUCUGUACUCUGAAGAAGAAAACAAGAUAUGAUGCUGAUGCCAAACUUCUAUCCAACUACAAUUGUCAUGUCAUGGUCAGGGAUAAAACCUACUCUUCAUCGGGAGAACGUGCUGUACUUGUUAAUCUAGUACCUGUUUCUGGAAAGUUCUGCAAAACUAAGGCAAAAAGAAGAGCCAAAUCUCAAUAAUUGUGUAAUGAUUUUCUCCUUUACUGGCACCCUUUUUAAUGUUGACCCUUUUAUUUUUUUUAAAAGAAAUAUGUACCAUUUAUUUGUAUGAAUUACACUGGUGCUUUUUUUGGUCUUUUGUAACAAUUGCCUCCAAUCUUACUAAUGGCCCGAAAAUUGAAAGGCUUUGUGCAAAAAGUUUGAUUGUUAAUUUGUCUUGAUUCCAAGUUUAAUAUGCUCGAAUGCUUCAUUGAAAGGUUCUGUUGGGUUUAAGUUGUUGUAUGCGGUUCCCUUUGGAACGGUUAGUUUGAUAUUCGAUUUGGUCAGAAGCUGUGAUAUUGACUGACUUGAGUACCUCAGUUGAAUUGUGCAUGGUGCUCAAUUUCACUAUAUACGUCUCACCAAUUUUCAUACACGAAGUAUUGAACAAAGUGCCACUGUGAACAAAGAAAUAAGCUACUGGGUAAAAGUUUUCUUGUGAUAAGUCCAGAAUGUAUUAUGAUUUUAUACACUGGUAAAUUUGCUUUACUGUUUACAAAGGCAUUUGUCAUAUUUAACUGUAUAACUUUUACCUCUGUUUUC
Messenger RNA from Hemiscyllium ocellatum (epaulette shark), 5829 nucleotides. RefSeq lists its product as uncharacterized. The coding region runs from base 781 to 5268 and encodes 1495 amino acids. Lineage: Eukaryota; Metazoa; Chordata; Chondrichthyes; Orectolobiformes; Hemiscylliidae. The transcript is spliced from 8 exons. The record is from RefSeq and is a predicted model, not a curated record.